UGUUUGUUGGCCGAACCGCUCGGAAAAGUGCAAAACUGCAAAUCAGUGUGAAUCGGUCGCUGUUGGGAAAGUGCGGGAAUGUGCUAAGAUGAACAGAUUCUCUACAGAUUCUCAAUACGAAACUUUAUGCGAACUGCUGUGAAAAGUGACAAGCCAUUUAACAGUCUUUAACAGAUUCCAGAACAAGCUCAGCCCAUAAGCAACAAGUCUUAUAUGAAAUUAAUUUCGAAGUGCAAUUAAAAAUUUAAUUGCUUGUGAAAGAUUUAAUAAGCAUAGCUAAGUGCUUACCUCUUAACCUUGACUGAAUCAUUUGUGUUUAAAAUAGUCACAUAUCGCUUAAAACAUGUCGUCUUAUCCCCUGGCCGUGGGCUGCCUCGUCUUUUUGGAAUUGUGCCUGGUCAGUGCUCAGUUGGAUUUACCUCCGGUCCAAAAUCCAGCAAGUCCGCAGCCAGAAAUCUACUAUAAUGGUUAUACGCCCACUACCCCGGCACAAAUCACGGCCGAUCGAGAUCGUAGCCAACGCUAUGGACCGCCCUACACGGCGGACAGCGGUGGCGAGCCGCUGGGCAGUGCCGAUGAUGGGCUGGACGACUUUAGGUAUGGUCAGACCUAUGAUGAGCGUAUGCGUCUGGGCUACGCCUAUCCUACACCCCGCCUGAAUUUCAGUCAUGAUCGCGCUGAGUCACCCUUCAGUGGGGAUCGCGGGUAUACCAAUGGGGGGGCCGAACGCUAUGCGAAUCACAAUUACGGCACCACUGAUCGUUACGGCACGCAAGAUCGUUUUAACAAUUAUCCGCUCAAUGAUAACGAUCUCAACAACAACAACAAUAAUGGACGAAAUGCGGGUGGCCCCUAUACCACCAGCAACCCCUACAAUCCCAACGAACCGUACAGUGGAAACCCGAAUGCGGAGUUUGUGGGUAAUCGGAAUCGUUUCGAGAACCCCUUUCUGCCCAAUCAGGAUCGUUUCAAUCUGAACAAUCGCUAUCUGGAGCGUCAACGUUUUCAGCAGGAUCGUCGCUACCAGAUGGAACUGGAAAAGCUGCGCAAUCUGCUCGUGGAAACGGACCAGAAGGGCUCCUUGGAGUGCACAGCCAAUGUGGCCGCACAGUGGAACUUUGAGACAAAUGUGAACGAUUUCACACAGACGGAAGCGCUAAAUGCCCAGCAACGCUAUGUGGAAUUUCAACGCAUUACGGCCCAGCAAUCGAAACAUAUAAACAAGGAUCUCAUAUUCGACCGUCGUCUAUAUAGACAGCUGAUGCUGCAAUCUGAGGUGGGCCCAAACGCCUUGCCUUUGGAUGUAUUGGAUAGGUAUAAUCGUCUGCUGAAUGAGAUGUUAUUUCUGUAUAAUGGCGCCGGUAUUUGUGCCUAUCAGCAACCAUUUCAAUGCGAUCUGCACUAUAUACCACACCUGAAGGACAUUAUGGCGAAGAGUCGGGAUUGGGAUGAACUGCAGCACACCUGGGUGGAGUAUCAUCGCAAGGCGGGACGAGGAAUGCGCGACAGCUAUGAGCAGUUGAUCGAUGUAAUGCAGGAGGUGGCCUAUGCGAAUAAUGUCACCAAUGGCGGCGAGUAUUGGUAUCUGGCGUACGAGUCUGGAAACUUUCGGCAGGAUAUGGACAUUGUAUGGGAACAAAUACGUCCACUCUAUGAGAGUCUGCACUCGUAUGUGCGUCGCAAGUUGCGGGAUUACUAUGGACCCGAUCGCAUCAAUAAUAUAGCACCCAUACCAUCCCACAUACUGGGCAAUAUGUAUGCUCAAUCCUGGUCGAAUAUACUCGACAUUCUUAUACCCUAUCCGGGGCGGAAGCUCAUCGAUGUGACGCCGCGUAUGGUGGAGCAGGGCUAUACACCGUUGCUGAUGUUCCAGCUGGCCGAGGAGUUCUUCACCUCCAUCAAUAUGUCGGCUGUGGGUCCGGAAUUCUAUCGCAAUUCGGUCUUCGAACAGCCCUUGGACAGACGCGUGCUCUGCGAACCGUCCGCUUGGGACUUUUGUAAUCGUCACGACUUUCGUGUCAAAAUCUGCACCGACAUCAAUCAACGCAGCCUAAUUAGUGUGCAUCAUGAAAUGGCCCACAUCCAGUACUUCCUUCAGUACCGCCAUCUGCCCAAGAUCUUUCGCAAUGGCGCCAAUCCUGCAUUCCAUCAGGCGGUGGGUGAUGCUAUUGGCUUAUCGGUUUCAACGCCUCGACACUUGCAGACCCUGGGCUUACUGCAGAGAUCUCUGGACGAGUCCAGCUACGAUAUCAACUACUUGUUCACCAUGGCUAUUGAUAAGGUGGCCUUUUUGCCAUAUGCCCUGGCUUUGGACAAUUGGCGUUACGAUGUCUUUAGUGGCAAUGCCAAUAAGCGCAUGAUGAACUGUCAUUACUGGAAUAUGCGCGAAAAAUAUGCCGGCAUUAAGCCGCCUGUAUUGCGCUCUGAAAAGGAUUUCGAUCCGGGAGCCAAAUAUCACAUACCUGCUAAUAUACCCUACAUAAAAUACUUUUUUUCUACUGUGCUACAAUUCCAAAUCUAUCGCGGCAUGUGUCGCGAUUCCGGCCAAUAUGUGCCGAAUGAUCCGCGCAAGCCACUUCACAAAUGCGACAUCUAUCGGCAACCGGCGGCUGGCAAUUUGCUCAAACAACUUAUGGCCAAGGGCGCCUCGCAACCCUGGCAGGAGGUGCUGGAGGAAACGUUUAGAGAGGGUCGUCUGGAUGGCACCGCUUUGCGUGAAUAUUUUGCACCCCUGGAGGAGUGGCUGCGGCUCGAGAACUUGCGAACGAAUGAGUAUGUGGGCUGGAACUAUGAUGGCGACUAUUGCAAGCGGAGCAUCGAGACAGCUGGCCUGCAAGUGUUUGGUGGCUACUAUAACGGUGCUGGCAAGCACUUGGUGCACGCUUUAUUGCCUCUAAUAGGUUUAUGGCUGUCACUGUUAGCUUUUAAUUGAGAGUCUUAACGAUAACUAAUUACAUUAUUUAGCCCAUAAACCAUUUGUGCAUUACUUUCUUAAUUACAAAUUGUCAAUUUUC
This is a messenger RNA of Scaptodrosophila lebanonensis, 3014 nucleotides long. It is a transcript of the gene Ance-3, whose product is annotated as angiotensin-converting enzyme. The record is from RefSeq and is a predicted model, not a curated record. Gene Ontology annotation, biological process: proteolysis. Bases 344 to 2932 code for a protein of 862 amino acids. The transcript is spliced from 9 exons. NCBI's taxonomy places the organism in Eukaryota, Metazoa, Arthropoda, Insecta, Diptera, Drosophilidae. Gene Ontology annotation, cellular component: plasma membrane. Gene Ontology annotation, molecular function: metallopeptidase activity; peptidyl-dipeptidase activity.